Molecule: messenger RNA, 1779 nt
Organism: Hippocampus zosterae (dwarf seahorse)
Lineage: Eukaryota; Metazoa; Chordata; Actinopteri; Syngnathiformes; Syngnathidae
Gene: oxnad1
Product: oxidoreductase NAD-binding domain containing 1
Exons: 8
Coding region: 140-1078 (312 amino acids)
Cellular component (GO): mitochondrion
Molecular function (GO): oxidoreductase activity
Source: RefSeq, a predicted model, not a curated record
AAACACCACCGUGACGCAAAGUAGUCGAAAAUAGCACGAAGAAGAAAUUACAGCCGUCAUGUAAUGUUAACAUGAACAAGGUUGUCAACAUUUUGUAGGAGCCACACAAACAUCUUGUGACAAACACAGCCAUAUCCUUAUGGUAGAGAUGAGCGUCCACUGCGUCGUGACGUCCGCUGGCCGGAGCUUCUCUUCAUCGUAUCCCGCCGCUGGCCUCCUCCGCCGUCUUCUACCUGCCACCUGCUCCAUCACACGACGCAUGUCCCCCAAAAGACAAAUGGACCAUCUUGAGAGGACGGCAACCAACCAAAGACAAAGCGCUGUUUAUCCUGCUCAAGUAUGCGGCAUCAUGAAGGAGUCGGAGUCUGUAAAACGUCUCAGGUUAACAGCUCAUCCGGACUUCAACUUCAAGGCGGGACAGUGGGUGGACUUCUUCAUCCCAGGAGUGGACAAGGUGGGAGGUUUCUCUAUGUGCUCCAGCCCGGGUCUGCUGCAGAGGGAGGGCGUCGUGGAGCUGGCCGUCAAAUUUGCCAAUCAUCCGCCAGCGCACUGGGUUCACACGGCGUGCACAUUGGGCUCUCAGGUGGCAGUGCGCGUCGGCGGGGACUUCUACUUUGACCCCUCACCUUCGGACCCUGCCGUCGAUCUGCUGCUGAUCGCCGGGGGUGUGGGCAUCAACCCCUUGUACUCCAUUUUGUCGCACGCGGCCGAUUUGCUGCAGGUCAACCGAGCAUCUGGCGGGCGAGGCUACAACAUCGGCUCAGUCCACCUCCGCUACAGUGCCAAGACUACAGAGGAGCUGCUCUUUAAGAAUCCGAUCCUGCGGGCGUGCAGGGAGUUUCCGGACAAGUUAACAUGCCAAUUCCAUGUCACCCAGCAGAGCACAGAUAUUGAACCACAUCUUCAGCCUUUUGUCAAUCGUUGGAGAAUCGCAGAAGAAGAGCUGCGGGCACACGUGGACCCCGAGAGGACUUUGUGUUACUUAUGUGGACCUCCGCCCAUGAUUGAGGCAAUUUCCCAAACCCUCGUGAACCUUGGCCUACCGCAAGACACAAUUCUCUUUGAGAAGUGGUGGUAGCUGCACCUACCUUCUCCCGGAACGCCGGUGUUGUUUUCCGGGAUCCUUGUUUAACAUUUUUGAGUUUCUUGAUACAUUUGCGUGGUGGGAGUUGAAAAACGACAGAAUUACUCCAGUGACAUGCAACUUGAUGUGCAGCGGUGGAAGUGCUCGGGCAGUUGUAGGAACCUGCGCAUUGACUCACAGGACGAGACACUACUUUCAUUUCAUUUCAUCUGUGAAGAUCCAAGUUGUUUUUAGUCACCGUUUUUAGUGACUCAAAUUUUUUGACUAUUGAUUAUUGACUCUACUGUUUUGCAGUAACACUUUACGUGUAGUCGGACAUAUAAACAGUUUCAUUUAUAUCCCUAUUGUGUGGUUGAGUGCUCAUCUCCAAUUUACACCGCUGAGUACCGGUACAUAAAUCGUUGCCUGCCACACGUUGGCUGAUUGUCUGUUUUGAUUUGGCAUCGGGUUACACACGAGCAACAUUAAAUGGCUCGGUGAGAAACCCACAGCGUAAUUAUAAUGGAGAUUCCAGGUGGUCCCCGAUUGGUCCGCAUCCUUAAACCCCCCACCGAGAUCGGCGCGAGCUUCUCGUGGGCGUCGCAGUGGGGCUGCCGUUGUCGCUUCAAUUGAGUUGUUCCACGAGGGAAAUGCUCUAUGCUGUAAUGUGAUGACUGAAUGAAAUAAAUGAGGGCGAAGCUGCGUGAAACGCUUAA